CUGUUGAAAACUUGAAAUGGUGGUGAGUGGUGACUGGUGAGGUGACUUUCCAAAUUCAUUUUUGGACUCGUCGCCUUCCGCCCCGAGACGGCGAGACCCCGAUUACAAAACGGAGGACAGACCAACCAACCAAACAUGGCGAAAACAAACGCCGCGCCACCAGGCCCCGGCCGCCGAACCCGCGUGCUCCCCUUCCUCCACAACAGGACCACGACGCACCGCUUCUUCCGCCUCCUUGACGCCACUGCCACGAAAACCGCCCGCCGCCGCCGCCGCCGCCUCACGGCCAGGCCCACGCGCAACCGCAGGGCAACGAGACCGGGGGAGCCGAAGCGCCCGGGGGCGGCGGAGGAGCCGCAGGAUCAGGCCGUCGGGGCGGCGCGGGAACCCGAUGCCGCCGCCGAAGCGGACGUGGACGCGGCCGUGGUGGCGGGGAAGUACUGGGCGCACCGCCACAGCCUCUUCUCCCUGUACGACCGUGGCGUGCGCAUGGACGCCGAGGGCUGGUACUCCGCCACCCCGGAGGCCGUCGCGGCGUCGCAGGCCGCCCGCGCCGCGCCCGGGGACCUCGUCGUCGACGCGUUCGCCGGGUGCGGCGGCAACUCCAUCCAGUUCGCCGCCAGGGGUUGCUACGUGGUCGCCGUGGAGAUCGACCCCCGCAAGGUGGAGCUGGCGGCGCACAACGCGAGGGUCUACGGCGUCGAGGACAGGAUCGAGUUCGUCGUCGGUGACUUCUUCCGCCUCGCACCUUUCCUCAAGGCUGAUUUGGUGUUCCUUUCACCACCCUGGGGAGGGCCAGCAUACAUCCAUGCUCCAAUCUACACCCUUGAUAUGCUGAAGCCAAAAGACGGGUACACAACAUUCCAAGCUGCUCAGAAAAUAGCUCCAAAUGCCAUCAUGUUUCUGCCACGGACGGUCGACAUUAGCCAAGUAGAGGAGCUUUCCUGGUUGUCUUGCCCACCAUUAGAUUUCGAGAGUGAAGAGAACUACAUACACCACAGACUAAAAGGAAUCACAGCCUAUUUCGGAAGAACCGCAGGACCUCCAAGCUAUCAUUGCCAAAAUUGGGAUGACGAACAAGCUGCUGAUUAGUUCUCUAGAACCUCUUUGCGCAAAAGAAAAAAAAGGCUGUGCAGACUUUUUAAGUCAAAAAUUAGAACAGGGAGUUUUCCUUAUUCCCUCUGAAAUCGAAAUGUGUCGAGAAGAUAUUAGCAAAAUUUAUGUGGAAACACCGUAUCCCACGUUGAUCUGAACCUGAACUGUGCCGGCACCUGUAAAAUCGCACUAUAUACCAGCAUCCACCUUCAGUUUUGAGAA
Messenger RNA from Panicum hallii, 1317 nucleotides. Its product is annotated as trimethylguanosine synthase-like. Gene Ontology annotation, biological process: 7-methylguanosine cap hypermethylation; 7-methylguanosine RNA capping. Gene Ontology annotation, cellular component: nucleus. The transcript is spliced from 5 exons. The coding region runs from base 136 to 1092 and encodes 318 amino acids. Lineage: Eukaryota; Viridiplantae; Streptophyta; Magnoliopsida; Poales; Poaceae. The record is from RefSeq and is a predicted model, not a curated record. Gene Ontology annotation, molecular function: RNA cap trimethylguanosine synthase activity.